Gallus gallus (chicken) is the source of this 2648-nucleotide messenger RNA. It is a transcript of the gene SSC4D, whose product is annotated as scavenger receptor cysteine rich family member with 4 domains. The record is from RefSeq and is a predicted model, not a curated record. The transcript has 8 exons. Gene Ontology annotation, cellular component: membrane. NCBI's taxonomy places the organism in Eukaryota, Metazoa, Chordata, Aves, Galliformes, Phasianidae. The coding region runs from base 110 to 1963 and encodes 617 amino acids.
CGUGGAGAUCCUCUACAACGGAUCCUGGGGCACGGUGUGCGACGACGACUGGGACAUCGUAGACGCCAACGUGGUGUGUCGCCAGCUGGGCUGCGGCCACGCCAUCGCCAUGCCGGCACCCAUGACCUUCGGCCAGGGGAGCGGGCCCAUCUUCUUGGACAACGUGGACUGCAAGGGCCAGGAGGCGGCACUGAGCGAGUGCUGGAGCCACGGAUGGGGCGUCCACAACUGCUACCACUACGAGGACGUGGCUGUCGUCUGCAAUGAGCUUUCCCCCACAUCAGCAAGCGAAGGACCGACCAGCAGGACUGCCACGGCCUCGGUGCAGAACGGGGAAGGGGACGGCCGCAUCCGGCUGGUGAGCGGGGCAGACGCCUGCCAGGGCCGCGUGGAGAUCUUCUACCAGGGGAGCUGGGGCACGGUGUGUGACGACGACUGGGGGCUGAGCGACGCCAGCGUGGUCUGCAAGCAGGUGGGCUGCGGCCCGGCUCUGGAGUACAAAAGCAACGCCUAUUUCGGCUACGGCACGGGGCACAUCCUGCUGGACAACGUCAACUGCGAGGGCAGCGAGCCCAUCCUCUCCGCCUGCUACAGCCUCGGCUGGGGCAUCCACAACUGCGGCCACCACGAGGAUGCCGGGGUCAUCUGCAUGGGUCUGGACACAUCCACCGUCACAUCCUUCACCACCUCCACAGCCCUGGACUAUGAAGAGAUGCUCACUGCCACAGCCACAGGUACGGUGUUGGCAGCAACCAGUGCCACAGCAGGGAGGGCUCUGAGGACCGGCAGCUCCCUGGGCUGUCCCUUCCAUGGGGCAGCCAUCACGUGGGUCCAGGUGCACCUUGGUGAGGCUCUGGGGCUCUCUUGGGUGACCUUCCCCAUGGCAAGUCCCAGGGAACCUCUUCCUCGCCACCGAGGGACUUUGCCAUGGGGCCACCGUGUGACAGACGGCCACGAGCAGCCCUCGCCAGCAACCAAGGUGGUCACCACUGUGCUCGUCACUGCCGAGCUGGAAAGACCUCCACCCCCUACCUGCAGGGUUGCCUUCCUCAUUCCCAGGGCUCUCCCACGUGCCCGGAGGGCUCCCCCCAUCCCCCCAUCCUCGCAGUGGCUUUACCCCAUACCCUGGCUGUGCGGGCGCCCACCCGCAGGUGGCGGCGUGCGGUUGGCGAACGGCAACGGGAGCUGCCGCGGUCGGGUGGAGGUGCGGCACGGCGGGACGUGGGGUACGGUGUGCGACGACGACUGGGACUUCCCCGACGCGCAGGUGGUGUGCCGGCAGCUGGGCUGCGGGCCCGCCGUCUCCGCCACCGUCCUGGGUUCGUUCGGGUACGGCAGCGGGCCCGUGCUGCUGGAUAACGUGGGGUGCGACGGGCACGAGGCGCGCCUGGCCGACUGCUUCCACCUGGGCUGGGGGCAACACAACUGCGGCCAUCACGAGGACGCGGGCGUCGUGUGCCGAGGUGCUGACGACUCAGGAGACCACUUCCAAGAAGCCACUGUUGCCACCACCACGUCGGCCCCGACCCUUCUGGAGGAUGGUGAGCGUCCUAUGGGUGCUGGCGUGGAGAAGCGAGGCUCGCCCUGGCCCGGCCUGGCCGGGACGAGCCCAUUCUCCUCCACCCCAUCCCAAUGUCCCACCGCAGGGUUCUUGCGCCUGGUGAACGGCAGCCAUCGGUGCGAGGGCCGCGUGGAGAUGUUCUACCUGUCCCAGUGGGGCACGGUGUGCGACGACGCCUGGGACCUGCGGGACGCCGAGGUGGUGUGCCGGCAGCUGGGCUGUGGGAGUGCCGUGGCGGCGUGGGGGGAGGCGCACUACGGCCCCGGCACCGGGUACAUCUUCCUCGACAACCUCAAGUGCAAGGGCAGCGAGCCCGCACUGCUGCGCUGCUCACACAUCCGCUGGGACGUCCACAACUGCGACCACUCCGAGGACGCCAGCGCGGUCUGCAGCCUCCUAUGACCGCCCGCCCGCGGGGACCCUCCUGGGUACGAGGAUGGGGGGCACAUGGAGAAGGGGGGGUGGGAGGUGGGACAGGAGGGAUGUGGGACUCGGAAUGCGGCUGGAGAACAGUGAAGGUGUAAAUCGGAUGGAUGGGAGCCACUGACGAGCACGCUCAAAUGAGGUAUUAAGUGUGCUUCUAGCCCGGAAGCCUGCCUCUCCAUCCUGUGUAUCUGCCAGCUGACUUCACCCAAAUUAGGUGACAGGGUAGGGGUCUCCAAGCUGAUGCGUUCCCAUUAGUUCCUAUAAAAUAGGCAGAAGGGAGAGGGAGAGGCUUCUGCAGGAGGAAACCUCAUGAGCCCAGCACUGUACGGGGCACCGGAGAAUCCACACCACGCACACUGCUGGGCACAGCCCUUGGGAGCACCACUUGUGCCCCAGUGCGACCCGCUGUGACACAGCUGGGCCCAGGCAGCAGUAGUGUCCCCAGCAUGGGGUUGCAAUGUCCCCCCUGCCCCGGAGCUGCCCCAGGCCCUGGGGCCAGACGUCCUUUGGCUCCUAACAGCCUGCUGAAGCUUUUUCCCCCAAAAUGCCCGUUGGAGAGAAAAGCAAAGCAGCGUUUUUGUGUGCGUGUGUGAAAUCCAGUCGGUUUCAGCCAUUUCAUUUAAGAGAUGAGGGGAGAAAAAAUGGAUUUUCUGCUGUGAAA